CUGGUAUAUAACGCUGACUCUCUUCUUUAUUUCCACCUGCGACAACCCUAUUUUCUCUCUCUACUCUCUCUCUACCUGUUAUUUGAAUAUCUAGGCGCAUCUCUACCUUCAAAACACACCAACAAAUGGCGGAUCAGCUCACAGAUGACCAGAUCUCUGAGUUCAAGGAAGCCUUCAGCCUAUUUGAUAAGGAUGGGGACGGUUGCAUCACCACAAAAGAGCUUGGAACUGUGAUGAGAUCCCUAGGGCAGAAUCCCACGGAGGCUGAACUCCAGGACAUGAUAAACGAAGUUGAUGCUGAUGGCAACGGAACCAUUGAUUUCCCAGAAUUUCUAAACCUGAUGGCAAGAAAGAUGAAGGAUACAGACUCAGAGGAGGAACUGAAGGAAGCAUUCAGAGUUUUCGACAAGGAUCAGAACGGCUUCAUUUCUGCUGCGGAGCUGCGUCACGUGAUGACGAAUCUCGGGGAGAAGCUGACCGAUGAAGAAGUGGAUGAGAUGAUCCGGGAGGCGGAUGUGGAUGGCGAUGGGCAAAUCAACUAUGAGGAGUUCGUUAAGGUUAUGAUGGCCAAGUAAUAACCCGAUGAGAUCUGUUUCGUAUUAGUAUUAUUUCCAAGGACAAAAAGGGUUAACAAACAGUAUUAACCAUCUUUUUUUCUGAAAUGGGUUUGGGAAAACAAAAAGGAUGAUUAUUCAAUGGAACCCUUAAAUCAUGUUUAAUUAUGUAUCUUUGACACUUCCCCUCUUGUAAUGCUUUUUGGUAUCCUAACCUGCAAAUUGCGACUCUAUUGUCCUUUUCUA
This is a messenger RNA of Cynara cardunculus var. scolymus (artichoke), 800 nucleotides long. RefSeq names its product calmodulin-7. Gene Ontology annotation, molecular function: enzyme regulator activity; calcium ion binding. The transcript is spliced from 2 exons. The record is from RefSeq and is a predicted model, not a curated record. NCBI's taxonomy places the organism in Eukaryota, Viridiplantae, Streptophyta, Magnoliopsida, Asterales, Asteraceae. The coding region runs from base 126 to 575 and encodes 149 amino acids.